Molecule: messenger RNA, 970 nt
Organism: Hordeum vulgare subsp. vulgare (domesticated barley)
Lineage: Eukaryota; Viridiplantae; Streptophyta; Magnoliopsida; Poales; Poaceae
Exons: 1
Coding region: 227-730 (167 amino acids)
Source: RefSeq, a predicted model, not a curated record
UCCAACGAUCCUCACCCAGCUUACAUGGGAGGGAACUGCAACUGACUCGAACCGAACUCCAGAUUGAAGGACUGCAUCUGCGUCACCGUAUCACCGCCGGUGAAGAGCCGGCCCCGUCGUGGCCACCAGCGUAGCCACUGACCAGGGUGCCUUAAUCCUGCUGCUGCGCUGGUGCCUGAAGACGCAGAGCCGGAGUAACGCAUGGAGCUGGCGGCGGCGGCUGGGGAUGAGUUUUACCCGUGCGUUCGGCCAUGCUCUUGAGGAGCUCGUCCACCUUAUAGCCCACGCCGACGAGCUGCUCCAUGGUGAGCCCAACCAGGCCCGGCAGGUUGCCCUGCAUGAUCUUUUGCAGGAGGUACCUGAUCUCGCUGUCGUGGCACUCGCGGCGGGACCUGUCGAUCUGCUCCCGGAGCCUGGCGAUGCGCUGGGUGAGCAAGCCCUCUUGGUCCAUCGUCUUCUUGCAAUGCCCCAGCUCCGGCAUGCCGUUGAAUUCCUUCAGGAUACCCACCGCCUUGGCAGCAGGGGAAGGGAACACCACAGGCGCCGCCUCGUCCUCGCCGUACACCACCACGCAUGUGUCGACGUCGCACAGGGUGGCCAUCUCGUCCGCCUUCUUCAUCAGCCCCUUGAGACGCUUCUUGUACCUAGAGCGCCGGGUCGAGUCGUCGGAGAUGUACCCCAGGGUCGCCUUCUUGGGAGCCCGAGCCAUUGCCGGCCGGCCAAGGGUUAAAAUUAACUAGCCAAGGAAUGGAAUGGUGUUGGUUUAGGGGUUUAGGCAGGGAGGAGGGGUAGUAGAUUUAUAGUGGAAGGAAGGAUCGCCUAGCUAGGGUUUAAUUUCGUACUGUAGUAUAUGGCGACAGAUAGGAACAAUAUUGCAUAAGAUUUGGUGCCUUAAUUGUUUAAUUCUGGCGGCCAUUUAAACCUUCCUUUUACAACUCUGCAAUUUUGGCAUCCAUCUAAACCUUUUAAC